AUGGAGAGAGACCACGAGCCCGGUUACGAGGAGGCCGAAGACCCGGCCGAGCCGGAGACUUCCGCCGAUCCAACCGAGACGGCCGAGGCCGAUGCUUCCGGCGAGGCCAAGAAGCGAAACCGCUGGGCCUUCUUCCGACCUCGAGCAGGGUUGGCCGGGACCCGGCAGGAGCUUCAGGUGGAGGCCCGCACGCAGACGGAUCCCAUGAAGCGGACGCUGCACUGGGAAUUCUCCAUGGCUGUUUCGGCCGUGCAGUACGUGGGCUCGGAGAGCGAGAUCCGAUGUUUUCUGAGUGUCUCCAUGCAACCGACCAAACCUCUGGGGAGAGCCUCCGUAAAGCUGCUGACACAAUACAGCGCUUGCUACAAGUUGGAGAAGGGAGGGAAGCUGGUUUUGGAUCAGCCCAGGCUCUUUUAUCAGCGGAAGACUUUUAAGGCGACGCCCAAUGAGCUCUCAAAGCUGGAGCUGAAAAUCGGUAUGUGGAAAGUCUCUCGCUGGACCUUCAACAGCUUCUACGGACUUGGAAGCAAGACAUUGGAGCAGAUCAUGAGUCGGGAGUCACAAACCUCCAUCCGAGUUAGAGAGGCUUUGACUCAGGCGGACCGGGAUGAGAAGAAGAAGCACCGUCGACCCGUAUCCGACGUGGGUGUUGUCUACGGAGAAGUGGUACUGGAGGAACUCUUCGACGUAAAGCUCUUCUUCGAAAAUUGGAAGUUCUUUCCAAAAGCAGGUGCCAAAAUCGGUGGAAAGAAGGAGGAGAAGCAGUUGACAUUUAUCGUGCCCAAGAACAUUCGUGCGAAUCCAGCAAAAAACAAAAACUGCCAAACCGCUUCAACGAACUGGCGCGGCGAGGGAUCUGCACUGGAGCCAUUCACAUGGAAGCAAGCGGAUGUGGCCACGCUCAGAGCGACAAGGAGAAGCCUGCAGCAGAUGUAUUUCUUGGCAAAGCUCUACAGCUCAAAGAAGACUGUCGGUGACAAGCACCCCCUGUCGAAGUUCAUCGCAAGCGCCGUCUUCAACUUCCAGUCCGUGCUGGAUGUACCCUUCUUCAAAGGGACGUUAAAGCGCUUGACCCACCAGCUUGAAGACUUCGACGUAGGUAGAGUUGAAGGCAGCGUGACGUGCAUCUUCUGCCCGGUUGGCCAAUCGAGGCCAUCUCAGCUGGAGAUGUACCAGCCACGAACUUCAAGCUCUGUAGGGCAUCUGAACAGCCAAGAGGUGCAUCUGGUGAUCCGAGUGCAGAAGUGCGAGGGUCUCGCAGUGGCCGAUGAUGACAAAGGCUCUUCCAGCCCUUUCGUAAGAGUCAGUUGGGACAACAUGAUGCAGACGUCUCCACCACUAAAAGACACCAUUCGACCUGCCUUCAAUCACACUUUCUACUUCCCGGUCCGCUUCUUCAACGACAAGGUUACGUCCAGAAGGUACUUGCAGACUGCGUUUCGUCAUGAGAUGAAGGCCAAAGGAGACAUACAGAUCCAAGUCUGGCACUAUGAUGAGGCGUCCUCUACAUCAUUGGGUGUAGCAAACAUCUCGCUCAUUUCUGUUUUGAGCAGCAAUCAUGUGGUUCUUUGUACUCUGCGCGGGCGUGUGCAAGUUGACAAGAAUUUGGAAGAGGAGCUUGAGGAUGUCCAGGAGAGCAAGGAUGUGCAGUGGUAUGACCAAGAACGCCAGGUGCGGUGGUACGAUGGCUAUCGCACUCCAUUAGUGGGAUGUCAAAUUGUAAAUCACAAUGAGGCAUUGGUUCACUGCGAGGCUUUCUUUUACCCAGGCCUUCCCACAGACUUCAAGCAGCUUGCCGAAAACGUGGAAGAUAAUUCUGCCGAAGACACGUUCUGGAAGACAAAGAGUUCGGAGUUCCUCAAGAAGAACCAAGCCUUCGCGGAGAAUUAUGCAGGGCCCUUUCCAGAUUCAAUUGGCGCUAAGCCAUGUUCCAUUGAAGUUUCCCGUGUUUCAGAAGUCCGCACCUUCCCAUGCUUGGGACUGCACCAGAUGACCCUGGAGCCGAUGCCUUUAAUGUCCUUCCUUUCUGAUGUGAUUGUGAGUCAGGAGUACACCAAGCCUGCCAAACUUUUGCAUUGGAUCCAUUGCAUUACCUACAGGAUGAAUGCCAAGCAGGAGCGGACUGGGCUGAUCCUCGAGGACAUGUGGAAAGACUCGCAAUUUUUGCUCUUUAGUAGGGCGGGAUCCCCGCAGGACCAUGCAAUCCUGUUGUGCUCUGUUCUGAGGGGCAUGUCUAGGGAUGCAUUUGUGGUGAAAGGGACUGUCCGAGUGCCUGCAGACUUUGGCAAGUCACGGCUUGUGGAGCAUACCUGGGUCAUGACGCGCGAAGAUGGUGGGUGGGUGACUUUUUGGGAACCAUCCACAAGGGAACUGUAUCACCUUCCUCAGCGCUGGGUGAAGCGAAAGAGCAGCCAGGCCGUUGUGAAAAGCGACGAUGCCCUUGCUCUUCAAAGAGAGGAUGAGGAUGACAAGGACUUCUUGGAGGCGCAGGACCGUGCCACUGAUGAAGUGCAGGAUGUGAUGAUCGAAGCCGGUGACCUUCACGACGUCCCGCGUGUCGGCCGAGCUCCACGAGCCAAGCAACGUGCCCAAGAUGCCAAGGGGAGGGAUGCUGUGCGCCACCAGAUGCUGGAGAUGCAGCAGCGUCUGCCCAUCGCCCCAAGGUCUUAUUUACUCUCUGAAGGCGACAAAGGCUUGCUGGUAAGCUGGCUGCCCUAUGACUCCAUCGAUGUGGUCUUUAACGCAGACCAGCUGUGGGCCAACCAUCAGAACCAUCAUCCUGCAUGUAUCACCUACAACUUUGAGGAUGCCACGCCAGUGAAUGCAGCCGAGACUGUUGAGGGCUCCUGGAUAGCACUGCUCUCGGAAGAAGAGCGGCAACAGGUGACGAUCAACCCUAUCACGGCCAACGUUUUAAUGGAAGCACCCAUGAAACCGGCCCUGGUCCAAAAGCUCCAAGAGCAGCUCGUUGCCGACUCCCAGGAGAAUCUCCGACUUCUGCGGGGACGGAACGGCAAAGAGACCAGCUUUGAUCAGCGAAGUGCCUUGCUGACCCAGUUGGAGGACUUCAUCGACAUCCACGAAACUUUGCUGGGCUUGGACAUCGACUUCUGCCCCUUGUGGAGCAAGGACCGCAGCGCUUGGAAAGAGGAGGAAAGCUAUCUGGCCCGCUUGCUGGAGCCGCGGGCACAGGAGCCUUGGAACAAGCACGGAACUCCUUUUCGUCAGCCUGAUCCGAGUGGCAAGUACCGGUACUACUCCACUAUCCAGGCAAGUGAGGAGAGCGGCUGGGGUGAAGUGUUGGCAAAGAUUGCGCGGUUUGUGCAAAGCAAGUCCUUCUUCCCCACCAUGAAGGGCAAGGUCUUCAACGGCUUUCCCCUCCAUUUUUCCAGUGCAGACAAGGAGCUGGUUCGAGACUACGUCAUGGAGUCUUCUGAGUACCAGGACCUGAUCCAACUUGGCGACCAUGCGAUCUUCACCGUGUUCUGCCGAAUCUUUCCCAUGGCGGGAGGAAUCUCUUCCACGUGGUUAUUCUUCGGAACACAGCUCCCACUGGAGGCAUGA
Messenger RNA from Symbiodinium pilosum, 3564 nucleotides. NCBI's taxonomy places the organism in Eukaryota, Dinophyceae, Suessiales, Symbiodiniaceae. The record is from the annotation of a GenBank genome assembly.